UGGGCGGAGUCUCGGCUUCGGCGAGCGUCGGUCUGCGGGAGGAGCUCCACAGAACAAACCGACACCCAGCCCGAGUGGAAAAUGUGAACGGAAGAUUUGGGAUUGGGAAUUAACGACAGAAAACCGUCACGAGAGUGUUUCUCCGUGGAUGAGAUGUGAUAUCUGAGAGGACGGGCGCGCUGGAGGGUGUUUCAUCAGUCUGUAUAAUGACAAACACUGUGAUCUCAGAGACACGGAUGGAUUUGACAGAGACCUCGCUGUGUAGGCUCUGAGGAUUAAACCCCAUCACCUUCAGAGUCCAGUUCUGCUGUCCACUGGUCCUCUGUGUUGAUCGAAGGGAGGAAGGGUCACUCAGACUCACCGUGAUGAUGAACGGGUGUCUACACAGACGCCCUCUCAGGGUUUGAGCAUGCCCGGUAACAUCUGAACGCCUCUCGACCCGCAGGACACCGAUCAUGGCCCAAACCAGCCUGCUGCAGGGCAAACGCUUCUACUGCCGCGAGUGGGUCUUCCACAAGAUCCAGCACUGCCUUCAGGAGAAGACCAGCAACCUCAGCGCCCCGGGGACCUCAGAGACGCUCAACCCCGUCAGCGGGGCGGGGAAGGGCGGCUCCUGGGGGGUCCUGCUGGUCGGCGGUCCCGGGAGCGGGAAGACUGCUCUGUGUACGGAGUUACUGUGGCCCAGUUCGGUUCACGGCGUCCAGCGAGGUCUGCAUCAGCACUGUCUGGGCUUCCACUUCUGCCGGGCCGAGGACUCGGACACACUGUGUGUGAGCGGCUUCAUCCGUGGACUGGUGUCUCAGAUUCUGCGGUCGGGACUCGUGCCGGAGUACGAGGAGAGAGUGAGAGAGCCGGCGGUCCAGAGCGCACUACAGCCGGGAGAGAUCGAGAGAAACCCUGCUGAGACGUUCAAGAGGUGUGUGCUGCUGCCGCUGCUGGGCUGUAAGGCUCCGUCUCAGGCUCUGUUUGUGUUGGUGGACUCAGUGGACGAGGGAUGUUUGACCGGAGACAGAGAUCAGAGGUCAGCAAACAUCAGCGAGCUGCUGGCCGCUCAUCACGAGCUCUUCCCACCGUGGCUUCUCCUCGUCCUCUCGGCUCGCCGGCAGAACAAACACAUCACCAAACUCUUCACAGGUGACCCACCGCCUCUACCUCAACAUCCCUUAAGUGUUUAACAAUCAGAUUAUUACAUGUACUUACAUCACUCAUCAGAUCAAAUCAGCAUCAGAUCUGAAUUACAGACCUUCAGGGAGUCUGUUAUUGUGUUACUUUGCAUAAAAAUCAAUUAUGUUACAUAACUGGUUUCCUUUUUUGGGCUAAUGCAGUAUUGCAGUGUGUUCUUAAUGUCUCUGAGAGCUAGAGAGUAAAGGCGUUGUUGUGUGAGUCAGUGGAGAUCAGACUGGAUGAGCUUCUCAAGCCUCCAGCAGGAAAUCAGCAGCAGAUGUGUGAAUAUUUCUAAUGAGUGGAGAGACAGUGAGCGUGUGUUAUGUGAGGACAGAUCAGCGCUGCGGUUUGAUUUGGGCCGUACAGAUUCAGUCUGAAAGAAAACACAUCACUGACAGAGUUCGAUUCUCCUACUCUGACAUUUCUACAAACCCCUUCUUUUUUAUUUGAAAUAAAUAUGAAACAUCUUAUAAGUUUUAAGUUUGUGCUUUGCUCAUAAAGCAUUCCAGAAUAUGAAGUUAUUAAAGUGGAAACGUGCAGGUUGUGACAUUUUGAUCUUAUUUGCAAUAUGAGUUAUUUGUUGUUUUCUUGUUUGCUGUUUUUUUCCUCCUAACAAGAUCUCAUUCCUUUUCUCUCUGUGAUUUACUUGCACCGCUGAAUUAUGUCAUUUAAAGCGAUAGGUCACCCAAAAAUGAAAAUAUGCUCCC
This is a messenger RNA of Carassius auratus (goldfish), 1871 nucleotides long. RefSeq names its product ankyrin repeat domain-containing protein 50-like. The transcript is spliced from 3 exons. The coding region runs from base 456 to 1175 and encodes 239 amino acids. Lineage: Eukaryota; Metazoa; Chordata; Actinopteri; Cypriniformes; Cyprinidae. The record is from RefSeq and is a predicted model, not a curated record.